AUAUUUUAGUUGGAUAAUUAACAUGUUUGCAUGAUUUAGGUGUUGACCGGUAACCCUGGCCAAACUCUCUCUGAACACCGUGCACACUCUCAUUCUUCUUCAUGAGGGUGGAGGGCAGGAUGGGAAGAGCGUUAGAGCAGCGUUGUAUUUGCGUUGCUCUGAGGUUAACGUUGUGUCGCUCCCGCGGUGUUAACGAUGGGCGUCUUCUCCCUCCACAGCGUCCAUUAGAGGCCCUCAAGAAUGCAGACGGAUGGGCUUUUUCCUCUUUUCCAUUCCCAGCCCCUGUUAUCCCGUGCUGUCAGGAAUGCAGGAAAUGGUGGCACAGCACUUCCUGUCAGUGGCUGCAUGUGUGAAUGACCCAAAUUCUCAUUAAGCUUUAUGUAAACCCAUACAAGGCUGCUUUUAUUCUUCAGUGUGUCUAUUUCACUAAGUUUUCUGCUGUUUAUCGCUGCUUGAUUGGCUGAGAGCUUGUGGUGUGUGUGAUUGGUGUGUUUUUUAAGGUGAAGGUUGCUUUGACCCGUUCGCUCACUAAUGGGCUUCACAGCUCUGUUAUCAGCAGCCUGCAGAUUCAUCUGGUUUCCGCCAUCAUUUCCUUUUCCUCCUGCUGAUCCCAGAGCUGUGCUGAGGAGCGGCCGCGUGCCUCUCUGUCCUCCGAGUCUCACGAGAGUCUCCCUGUCUCUCUGUGUUCAGCUGUAGUGUAAAGCUACUGUUUCAUAUCUGACCAUUCAUUUCAAAGGCCUCUAAAUGACCAGCACGAUCAAUCCUCCUGUCUUCUGUCUCUGAAUGACAGUUCAGAGUGUUUUAUCCAGUCAAAACUCUUUUAGUGUAAUUGUACAAUCGUUUAGCUCAACUCAGAUCUUUCCUGAUUGUGAUGAAGUAAAGGUCAGAAUAAGGUCAGUAAUAUCUCCAGAUGAACUCUUCCUGGACUGAAGCAGCUCAGCUUUACUUGAUUCUCCAUCAAUCAUGUUUUAGAGUCUCAAAUCUGAUCUAACACAAAUCAUAGCCUUUAAAGUCUGAAACAAACAACACAUUUUUCUCAGAAACGCAAUCUGUGUGUGUGUCCUGUAGGAGGCGCUGUCGGUGGUGAGUGAGGAUCCGUCUUUAUUCGAGUGUUCGUACGGAGCGCCUCAUUCGAAGACGGACAUGACGGCGUCCACCGCUGGUGAAUACGGCCCGAGCAAACUCAGUCCCAGAGUGCAUCAGCAGGACUGGCUGGCUCCGCCCCCUGGACGCAUCACUGUCAAGCUGGAGUGUGGCGUGGGAUCCAGGGCCUCUCCUGAUGUGUGUGCUGUGGUGAAGGGUAAGAUCUCUCCGGUGAUGUACAGCAGCUUUAUGGAGGACAAGCACGCGGCGGCACCCAACCAGACCAGCAGCGAGCGCAGAGUGAUCGUCCCUGCAGAUCCCAGCCUGUGGUCAGCGGAUCACGUUCGUCAGUGGCUGGAGUGGGCCGUGAAGGAGUACGGGCUUCCUGAGGUGGACCUGUCUCUGUUCCACAGCAUCGACGGGAAGGAGCUCUGCAAGAUGAGCAAAGACCACGUCCAGCGUCUGACCAGCAGCUACACGGCCGACAUCCUGCUGUCUCACCUGCACUACCUCAGAGAGACUCCACUUCCUCACUUGACUUCAGAUGAUGUUGACAAAGCCUUGCAAAACUCCCCGCGGUUAAUGCAUGCUCGCAAUACAGGAGGAGCCAGCUUCAUCUUCCCAAACGCUCCGGUGUUCCCUCCCGACGGCAGCCGAGGGCCGAGCCGAGCGGAGCUGAGUGUGGACGGCCGGCGCUCGGGAUGGACUCAGCCUCCGUCUGCAGCUAAAGUCUCUCAGAGUUCUGCUGGAGUCAUGACCAAACCUGAGGAGCACAGAGCCCCGUUGGAUCCGUAUCAGAUUUUAGGGCCGACGAGCAGCAGACUGGCCAAUCCAGGUUCGGGUCAGAUCCAGCUGUGGCAGUUCCUCCUGGAGCUUCUCUCCGACAGCUCGAACUCGUCCUGCAUCACGUGGGAAGGAACCAACGGCGAGUUCAAGAUGACGGAUCCGGACGAGGUGGCUCGGCGCUGGGGCGAGAGGAAGAGCAAGCCCAACAUGAACUACGACAAGCUGAGCCGAGCCCUGCGCUACUACUACGACAAGAACAUCAUGACCAAAGUGCACGGGAAACGCUACGCCUACAAGUUCGACUUCCACGGCAUCGCUCAGGCCCUGCAGCCGCAUCCGCCCGAGUCCUCCAUCUACAAGUACCCAGCCGAGCUGUCCUACAUGAGCUCGUACCCGCAGAAGAUGAGCUUCGUGUCUCCACACACUCCGGCCAUGAGCGUCUCCUCGCCGGGCUUCUUCAGCGCUCCGGGUCCGUACUGGAGCGCUCCGGCGCCGGGACUCUACAGCGGCCCUCGACACCCCCCCGCACACAUGCCCUCGCACCUGGGCUCCUACUACUAGAGUCCACAGACCAAUCACACACCGCCAUCCAGAAGCUCAGCGGGACCGUGACCGUGGCUGUAUAACACAUUAGUGAGCUGCUGCAUGAUCAAGUAUAUAUGUUCACUUCUACCUUAAUGUACAAACAUAUCAGAGAGAGUUCAGGAGGUCUGAGAGGAGGGGAGAGGAAGAGGAAGACAGGACUGAGGUAUGUGAGAUGAUGAAGAACGACGGCCGUUCACAUGAAGGACGAUAACUUAGGGCUGCACGAUCACUUGCUCAGAAAAUAUAAUCACAUAUUCAGUAUUUCAUCAGAUUGAUUGCAUAUAAGCAUAAAUCAACUUGCUUUCGAACAGACGUGAUUUAUUAUGCUAUUAUUUAAGCAGGAUAUAUCUCAGUAGAGUGACGAACGCCAACUGUUUCUGUGAUGUAGAGAGAGCGUGGACAGGGUUGCCAAGUUGGGAAUAAAUUAAAUUAACACCUGGGUUGCCAAGUUUUGUUUUUGAAGUCUGCGGGUUAAAGCGAUCUCCCCAGGACACUAUUUCAAUCAGAAACCACAGAAAACAUGAUUGGGAUAGUUUUGAUUAUCAUUUUUGCAGACCUGGCAACCCUAUAAACCACUGGACAGAAAUUGUAUUGAUUUAAGAGAAACGCUUUGAUUGGGGGAUUUAAACAUAUACACUUGAGAUCUGGCAACCCAUGACACAAUUGAAUGACAUCGGUGUAAUCACUUUCAGGGCGAUUUUUGUUUCUAGGCGAUGAAUGAUAAAAACAUUGACAGCCAAUCAGAAUCCACCGUCUUUAAAGAGCUUGAGCAUUUAAAGCUUAUAAUAAACAGCCAAUAUAGUUAUCGUUCUUAUCGUGUGAACAGGCCUCUUGAUAAAUCUGUCAGUAUUAUGACGUUUGUGUGGCUUCGGAGAAUGAUAUUUGCCUUAAAAAUGACGAGUCUUUGUAGACAACUGGAAUCUUUCAGAAGUUUUAAUGACCUCUAACCUUUAACGACGAGGUGCAUUUAUAUGAACCAGUGCCUUACAGACAGAAACAGAUUGACCAAAGAUACCAGUAUUUGUAUUAUUAUUAAUUAUUAUGAUAUGAUCCGAGUCGCAAACGCUGUGCGUUUGUUAGAUUGAAGUAUACAGUUCAGUGUUAUAAUUCUUUUAUAUAAUAGAUAUAUAACUUAUGCAUUUAAACACUACGAGUUGAUCUCAGCCAGCCGAACAGACUUUAAUCAGAGACGGAGAGACGGAGCGCAGACGACACACGCGUGAUCUCUGUACACUGAACAUGUGUGUGUUCGUAUGACGCUGGACUGGUGCAGCACACGGCUCUGACCCGCUGAACUCAGAUCAGUUCGGCUCGGUCUCGCCCUGAUGCUCUGAGAUUGCUGAUAAAGGGGAGAAAACAUAUAUUUGGAUAAAUUAUAUGAUUUUCUACUGAAUCAUUUUAAUAAACUAUUUUCAACAA
Molecule: messenger RNA, 3873 nt
Organism: Carassius gibelio (silver crucian carp)
Lineage: Eukaryota; Metazoa; Chordata; Actinopteri; Cypriniformes; Cyprinidae
Product: transcriptional regulator Erg
Exons: 8
Coding region: 1144-2430 (428 amino acids)
Biological process (GO): regulation of transcription by RNA polymerase II; cell differentiation
Cellular component (GO): nucleus
Molecular function (GO): sequence-specific DNA binding; DNA-binding transcription factor activity, RNA polymerase II-specific
Source: RefSeq, a predicted model, not a curated record